CGAGAGUCACAAAUUUCGUUUUCUGUGGCACUGCAUCACCGAUCUCCACUGGAGGGAGUGGACAUGUCAGUGCAUUGCAUACAUCCCCUUGAGUGGGCAGGCACCCCUGCAUUUAAGAUUAUGAUCAUCAUCAAGAAGAGCACGAAGAAGAAUGGGCCAGUACUUCUGCCUCCCAGAAGCAACUCCGGUCCACGACGAUGACGCGCAGGCGCAGCUUGUGGACUCGGGAGACGACCCCAGCGCGGUCGCUAAUCGCCAGGAGUCGCAGCUGCCUGGCGGUGGCAAGGACGCCGGGGCAACGGAUGCCGGAGUCGGCCACUCUGCCGGGGGUGCGGCCGGCACGGUUGCGGCAGCGGGCGACGCGUCGCAGUCCGAGGACGCAGCGGCCCACGCCGCCGAUGGAACAGCGACAUCCGCGGCGUCGAGCAAGCGGAAGAAAAGCAUGCGCGCAACGGGAACCUCCGCAGAACGCCAGGCGACGGCCUCGAAGCACAAGGAAGCCGUCGGGGCGGAUUGCAUCUCGGGAGAGCCCGUGGCCGAAUUCGCGACCCCCACAAAGAUGGCCGACGACAGUGGGCCUGCCAAAAAGGUUGCGAGCACCGCCGACGUGCACAAAGCCACGGCCUUGCGGAGGAAUCGCAAGGGCGACGCUCCAAGGAGCGGGGCCACCGGGAAGCAGGAGCUGCGCGGAGGCAAACCUGACAAAUAUGAAGUCGCGAAACUCGUGAGCGGCACCGCUGUGAAAGGUACGGACGUCGUGGGCCGGCCAUCAUCGGCUAGCGAUAGCUCGGCCAGCCGGGUAUCCCGCACUGAGGUCCGCACUCCUCCGACUAGCGACUCGGCCGCAUCUCUGGCUUCGACGCAACCGCCGGGUGUGCGAGCCGGCACACACGUCCCUGCUGCAUCGGCCACCUCACCAUCGACGUCACCGCCGCCACCGCCUGGCGACGAGGAAGAACAAGAGGCUGAACGACGCGAGUGGCAUGACGCUCGGUUCAGGGAUGUUGUGCGUCGCAUGUGGCGUCACACGGCGGCAGUUUGCUGCGUGCUGCUGCUUCUCGCCGUAGCCAUCGCCUCGGUGGCCUUCAAGACCUCCGACGAGCUAUCGCACCUCUUCAUGAUGCUGGACCUGGACCGACACACGCCUGCACCUGGAGCCGGCAACACGUCGGAGCCACCUCCGCCGUGGCCCGGGAACGAGACGAUCAUCAACGAACUCAAGCCUGAUCAGCUUCUGCUCGAUGGAAUUCGCGGUCAACGCCGAUUUCGCGACCAGCGUGACUGAAGCUCGUUCGCGGCUCGUAUCGCUCAGCCACUGUGCAUAGGAGACGGCGCAGGGGACGUGUCCUAUGGCGUCAACGCACCACGGACGCCUUAACGAAUGACGUCACAAAGCGUAGAGAUCUAUAUUUACGUACUCUCUUUUUUUCCACCCUCCUCGUGCUUGUUUAUCCUUUUCUUGUAAUUUGCGUUCUUACGCCGUCAUUACGCAGUUGUCUCGAAAUAUGAAAAUAACGUAUUUUUACUAAUGCUUUAGUAGCGCGCGAUCCUGAUAAAGAUGCUGACGAUAAUUGUGAUAGAAGUGUCCGCGGGCCUUUUUUGCGACAUGGAACUCUUCGCGAUACUGGGUCCGUCUUUCAUAUUGCAGCUUGGAAUAACAAAAUAUAAUAUUUCACGGCAGUGUGAGACAAGUAGCAACAAACACAUUAAAAAAGCGUUGUACGCUCGCGUGAAAACAGACCAUCGAUGAUGUUAUGCCUCGUGUGAAAAUCGCGUCACUGCGUAGGAAAUCGCGCAGACGAUGGACAACGGCCUUUCGAAAGUAAGUUCGUCGUGCUACCGUAGUAUUAUAUAAUAAAUUUAAUCUGAAAAGGAUGAAAAUUUGC
This is a messenger RNA of Dermacentor albipictus, 1886 nucleotides long. Its product is annotated as myristoylated alanine-rich C-kinase substrate-like. NCBI's taxonomy places the organism in Eukaryota, Metazoa, Arthropoda, Arachnida, Ixodida, Ixodidae. The record is from RefSeq and is a predicted model, not a curated record.